Molecule: messenger RNA, 1305 nt
Organism: Mesorhabditis belari
Lineage: Eukaryota; Metazoa; Nematoda; Chromadorea; Rhabditida; Rhabditidae
Source: the annotation of a GenBank genome assembly
AUGGAAAGCUUGGAGAAGGAGCAACAGAAUCGAAUUCCAACCUCUUCUGUCAACUUCCUUGAAGCACUUCCCGAUGUCGUCUUCGACGCGGUGAUGGAGUACCUUCCUGGAGGGAUCAUCGAAAGCACUGUUCGACAACUCUCGAAGAAUUGCUAUGAAAGGGGUCGAGCUGCGCAGAGCAAGACUUCCUCCCUGUUCAUAUCGAUCAGCUUUAUUUUGAGGAAACAAGCUCAACAAAAAGAAGUUGUUCUAUCGGAUAAAAUAAAGAAUGCCACUCUCUUGAAAGAAGUGCAACAGAAGCUUUACGAGUACGGUCAUGGAUACAUUGUUGUUGGAGAUCCGUACAGCACCUCAGCCACCAGCAAAGUCACCACCGCUCUCGCUAUUCAGGCGUUCAACCGGAAAGUUUUGUCCAGAGGCUUACUCGUCGGUCCUCCAUACGGUGGUGCAAUGUACGAUAUUUUCCAUGGGAAAGAAGCUUGCUUUUUGAUUUUGGCUGGAUUGGGAGUGAUUGGAGCAGGACUCCAACUCUUGGUUCUUCCACCAAAACUUCAAUUCCAAGAGCAAGUCAGCGAUAGCACAUCACUUCGUCGAUUGCUUAUGGAUCCACGAAUUGUCAUUGCUGCAGCAUCGAUUGUUGUCGGCAAUUUGGGAUUGGGUGUGCUCAUUCCUGGACUUCAACUCUUGAUGGUUGACAAAUGGAACUCGACUGCUUUUCAACUAGGCAUAAUCUUCUUCCCGUGCUCGUUGGCCUAUUUGAUCGGGACGACUUUCGUCCCAGCGUUGGCGCUAAAAUUUGGACGCUGGCGUUGUGUUCUCAUCGCUCUUCCAACGAUCUCAAUUUGUUUGGUCUCGAUUUCAUUAGCGCCCGCAAUGUAUUGGCUUUAUUUACCAAUCACGAUCAUUGGAAUGUGCAUUUCAUUUAUCGACUCAGCCAUGAUCCCACUGCUCGGACAAAUGGCUUAUCUGAAGCACAAGGCGGAAGAACGAUUGACAGAGAUUGGGCAUUUCACAGAAGCUUCACCACUUUUGAGUGCAAGAAAAGAAAGUGAAGUCGAUAGUGAGGAUUCGCAAAUCUCAUCAACUUAUGCAGCAAAUGCUUAUGCGAUCAGUGAUGCUGGUUUGAGUAUCGCCUACUGGGUGGCACCGAUGGCGUCUGGUCCGUUGGUUCAAUGGAUUGGGUUUAAGUGGAUGACUUGGGCAUUCGCUAUUGGAAUCGUCUGUUUCGCUCCGUUGGCGAUUUUCUUGCGAAAUCCAACCGGUUCAUCGAGAAUUCGAGGAGAUUCUAUUUUACCCAAUCGUCAU